Molecule: messenger RNA, 612 nt
Organism: Lactuca virosa
Lineage: Eukaryota; Viridiplantae; Streptophyta; Magnoliopsida; Asterales; Asteraceae
Source: the annotation of a GenBank genome assembly
AUGGCUCCGCCUCCAUUGGUAUUUCGGGUGGUCAUGGUUCGAAUGCUGACAAAAUAUAGGUGGUACACAAUGGAGAAUGAGGCGAUAUAUACGACAUUCAAUAAUGUCCUCAAGGAUAGAUAUAGGGACAUGAUGAGGGAUUUGAGGAAGUUAUCUACCAUAGUGUCACGACGUGAUGGGCUACCAAUUCAAAAAGAGAAAUGGAAAAAGUUGUCAGAAGUUGCUCAGAAGAACCAUAACACCCCUGAUUUUAAUAGGAAGACAUCAAGGAAUACAGUUGGUAGCAUAGGAUAUGCCGAGCACCGUUGUAACUUGAGAGCACAGCUGGGUAAAGAUCCAGAAUUUUGUGAUCUGUACGUGAAGACACAUGGCACCAGAGCAUCAGAUGCCAAUUUUGUGGUUUUUGGGACAACAACUUCCGAAUCUACCCGGUCCAUCCAAUCCAACAACAACACACAACAAGAGGUUGAUAGAUUGCGUGAAGAAGUUUCUAACAUGCGACAAUUUCAAGAACAAAUGGUACAACAAAUGGAAAGGAUGAUGAGGAUGAUGAAUGUGACGCCAAAUCAAGCUCAUACUCCACCUCAUACUCCACCUGAGGAUGGUGUAUAA